AUGGAUGCUUUCAAAAGAAAUUCUGCUCGGAAAUGGUCUUAUAACUUCAUUAAGCCUCAUACAAAUUUAAAAUUAAAGUUAGUUCAACCAUUCGAAAAACCACAUGUUGAUGUACGAGCUAGUAAUAUUGAAAAAUGGUUGAAUUUAUUAGUUGCAAGAUGGUCAAAAUGGUUUCGUGAAGAUCGAGAACAGAUUGAAGAUGAAACACGACCUGACAGACCAGUAACAUUCGAAAACAUCGAACAAGUUCAUUGUCUUAUUGAUGAUGAUUCUCAUAUUACAAUUGAUGAAAUCCAAGUGAAAACUGGUCUGAAUCAAGGGACUAUCGAGCGACGUAUUUACGAUCAUAUGAAGCUGAAAAAAGUUACUACUCGUUGGAGGCCCAACCAACUGACUGAUUCUCAACGAGCUGAACGAAUUCGAAUAUGUAAAGAAAAUUUAGCAAAAUUUGAACAAGGAACAUGGCGAUCAUCUGACGUAGUACAGGUGACAAGUCAUGGUUCUAUCAUAAACAAAUCAACCGAAAGUCGCCCAAUGCUGCCUGAGUAG
This is a messenger RNA of Didymodactylos carnosus, 549 nucleotides long. NCBI's taxonomy places the organism in Eukaryota, Metazoa, Rotifera, Eurotatoria, Philodinida, Philodinidae. The record is from the annotation of a GenBank genome assembly.